Messenger RNA from Theobroma cacao (cacao), 1771 nucleotides. Its product is annotated as zinc finger (C2H2 type) family protein. The record is from RefSeq and is a predicted model, not a curated record. NCBI's taxonomy places the organism in Eukaryota, Viridiplantae, Streptophyta, Magnoliopsida, Malvales, Malvaceae.
AAUGUGCCAUGAAGUUGCGUUACACCUACUCCUAAAACUUUAUUCUUCCAUGCCCCCACUCUUACAACAUCAUCUACCUUUACAUUCUUCCUUCCCUUUCCCUUUCUUUUCCUUUCUACUUUCAUCAUUCCCUCCAACAUCUCUUUCUCUCUCUCAGCAACGUAAUUGACUGCUUGAUGGCCUGAAACUAGAACCAGAGCUAGCUGCUCAACCUGAAAACUUUUCAAGCUGCCUGUAUCUGUCUAUCAAUGGCGAAAACCAUUGGAUCAGUAUUCUUCAACAAAUUCCUUUCUCUUUUCAUCCUUCUUCUCCACCUUGGUUGCUUCAUUUUCACCGCCAAAGACCACCACAAACCAGCCAAGAAACGCAAAGCCUCUCCUCUUUCUCUUCCCCCUCCUUCUCUCAAACCUAACAAAGCUCUUUCCUCGACUUGGUCUUGUCUCAAACGCAUCUUCUCUUCCUCUAAAGCCAACUGCAAAAACACCAUCCAAACACACCCUACAGCAACAACAACAACACCGACGUUAACCUCCGCAAGAAACUCCCAACAAUCCCUUGUAUCCAUGAUAAUCCCACCUGAAACUCAUUUAUCCGAGAGUCCUCCUACACGUCAUGAAAAAACAUCCGGGUCUUGUCCAGAAUCCGACAUCUCAUCCGACAACCAGUUUUUCCCUCUACGUAACGAUAUCUUCCCAUGCACAGCUUGCGGUGAGAUUUUCCAAAAACCCCAUUUUCUUGAACAACACCAAGCAACAAAACACGCCGUAUCCGAACUCAUUGAUGGCGAUUCGGGCAAGAACAUAGUUCGGAUCAUAUUCAAAACAGGUUGGACAGACAAAGUUAAGAACCCUGAAAUCCACCGUAUUUUAAAGAUCCAUAACAGCCCGAAGAUUCUGGCAAGGUUCGAAGAGUACAGAGAGCUUGUCAAAGCCAAAGCCGCAAGAAACGGUAUAGGAAGACGAUACGAGAGAUGCAUCGCUGAUGGGAACGAGCUGUUGAGAUUUUACUGUUCAACUUUCAUGUGUGAUUUGGGACUUAAUGGGAGUUCCAGCAUUUGCAAUCAACAGUAUUGUAGCAUCUGUGGGAUAAUUAAGUCCGGUUUCUCACCCAAAAUGGACGGAAUCCCCACGCUAUCUACGAGCUGGAGAGCACACGUGGCGAUCCCUGAGGAUGUCGAGGAAGAAUUCAAGUUCAUGAACGUGAAACGGGCCAUGCUGGUCUGCAGGGUCGUGGCGGGUCGGGUCGGAUCGGAAGGGGAAGAAAUAGACAAGGAGGAUGGUGGGUUUGAUUCGGUGAUAGGGAGGGGAGGAGGGAGUGGGGCACAUACCAAUGUAGACGAGGAAGAGUUGUUGGUUUUCAAUCCAAGGGCUGUGCUUCCUUGCUUUGUGAUUGUGUACACUGUUUGAGUGUGAGAGUGUAUGUUUUUACCUCUUCUGCUUGGACCCAAAAACAAGAAAGGGUUACAGCCAAAAUUAACCAAAUGAUGUGGAGUGCUGUGAUGCUAUGAUAGAAUAUGUCUGCUGUGUUAAUUAGGAUAACUUGUGUAUCAGAGAAUGUGAUGUAAAUCUUCUGUUUGGAUCAGAUUAGUAGCUCUUUUUCUCUCUCUUUUUGUAUUUAUAUAAGUCAGUUUUGAAUGAUGUUAGAUCUAAUUUCAAGUUUACAGUCUAUUUAUUUUGCCAUUUUGUUAUAAAUUUGAAAGAGUGAACUCAACUCAGAACCAAGGCUGCUCCAUCUGAUACACAAACUUGCUAAUGUAAAUGUACUUUCUGAA